AGGGUCCCUCGCAAGGAACCAACAACGGGGGCAAGGAGUCUUUUCCUACAAAGAACGCUCGAUAAACGGGCUGACACCAAGUACGAGAAAUAGGAAAAAUGGAUUACGCAGACCACGAGUACACCAGCAGCACUUGCGAUAUGCAUACGCCCGUGGAUUUCACAUAUAAAAUGAGCAAAAAAGAAAUCGAAGACUUUGUAAAGCUGAGGGUUUCAAAUACCUACCUCUUCUCUGGAAAGAGAAAUACUUCUAUGUGGGCAUGGAGGACCAUUUUGAAACAUAUGGGCUUACACCGUAAGAUGACCCAUCAUCAAGCGUCUAAAAAAUGGGAAAACCUGAAGAAGAGAUACAAGGAGCUAAAGCAUCCUCCAGAAGGGGUGGAAGUGUUUCCUGAUGUAUGGCCUUAUUUCUCCUUGAUGGACAAUGCAAUGGUGGGUCGGCUGGAGGGCAGCGCCCCCAUUCUCAAGGCCUUCCCCCACAACAAAGACAAUGGGGAGUUCUUGAUCAAACCCAAAAAGAAGAAGUUAGCCGCAAUGGUGAAGUCUUCUAUUGUGGCUGCUCCAACUGAGAUUGAAUUUCCACUUAAUGGGAUUGAGGAUGGGGAGGUGGUGGCGGAACAGGAGGGACCUCAGGAUAUAGACUGCAUCUUACAAGAGGUGGAGGACGAGAGGAGGACAACGUGCAGUGAGCAACAGGUGACAGAAAGGGAGAAAGAAGUGAUGGAACGGGAGCGUCUGGUGCUGCAGAGGGAGAGAGCAGUGCUGGACAGGGAGAUCGCAGUUUUGGAUCGAGACCGAGCCGUGCUGGAGAGGGAGAGGGCGGCGCUGGACAGAGAAAAGGCAUUGUUGGACAGUUUGGCUUUUGACAACAUUCUUGUGUGA
Molecule: messenger RNA, 881 nt
Organism: Neolamprologus brichardi
Lineage: Eukaryota; Metazoa; Chordata; Actinopteri; Cichliformes; Cichlidae
Source: RefSeq, a predicted model, not a curated record